UCGCAGCCUCGCUUGUGUGUGUGUGUGUGUGUGUGAGAGGAGAGAGAGAGAGAAAAGGAGAAACAAGAAGGAGGGAGUUUGCUGUUUUUUUUUCCUCCUCCGGAUUGAUUUCUGAUUUCUUGAUUUCUUGAUUUCUUGAUUUCUGACUGCACCGGGAUCUGGUGAGUUUCUCUGCGGGAGGAAGAAGCUGCUGCUGCCGCUUCAGGAACCACAGCCACCGCGGCUUCCUCUCUCCACACAAACUGCCCGGAACCAGGGCGACCAUAGCGGGUUCUUCCUCGUCCUCCCCUCGGUCCUCCCCUCGGUCCUCCUGGAUGUCCUCCUGUCGGUCCGCGUCCCUCCAGAUGGACAAACCCCUCUGAAGUGGAGCCGCUGCCCGCCUCAGCAACACAGCCGUGAUUCGGACCCGGAUUCCCGCAGUGGAGAGGAAGAUGUUUACCACCCUGUUCCCAUGGUAACCCAGAGGAGCAUACUACACUACCCACAACGCUUGGGAACUGACGGCCCAAACUGACGUUGAGAUCGGUUUGACAAAAGACACUCAGAGGAACAACAACUACAACAACACAACUACACUUCUGUGAAGAGGACCAAUAUGGCCAACAACACGGCGGAUCACCCUCCGGGGAAUUCGGUUGCCGAGGGCAACCAUGACGGGGACUUUGGGAUGGCGGUGACGGAUCUGAGGGACCUGAUGGAGCUGCGGAGCGCCGAGGCCGUCACCUUGAUCCAGGACACGUACGGGGACGUGCAGGGAAUCUGCCGGCGCCUGAAAACAUCUCCGAUAGAAGGUCUGUCUGGUAACCCCGUGGAUCUGGAGAAACGUCACACGUCGUUUGGCAAAAAUUUCAUCCCCCCCAAGAAGGCCAAGUCGUUCCUGGCGCUGGUGUGGGAGGCUCUGCAAGACGUCACGCUCAUCAUCCUGGAAAUCGCUGCCAUCAUCUCACUUGUCCUGUCCCUCUACCAUCCACCAGGGGGCGACAGUGAAGCAUGCGGCAAGGUAGCAGGAGGCGUGGAGGACGAGGGCGAGUCCCAGGCCGGCUGGAUCGAAGGUGUUGCCAUCCUGUUCUCCGUCGCCAUCGUGGUGCUGGUGACGGCCUUCAACGACUGGUCCAAGGAGAAGCAGUUCCGUGGGCUGCAGAGUCGCAUCGAGCAGGAACAAAAGUUCACUGUCAUCCGCAAAGGCCAGGUCAUCCAGAUCCCCGUGGCUGAACUGGUGGUGGGAGACAUCGCUCAGAUCAAAUACGGUGACCUUCUGCCUGCUGAUGGGAUCCUGAUCCAAGGAAAUGACCUGAAGAUUGACGAAAGCUCUCUGACCGGAGAAUCCGACCAGGUCCGCAAAUCUCUGGAGAAAGACCCCAUGCUGCUGUCCGGAACCCACGUGAUGGAAGGAUCCGGCCGGAUGGUGGUGUCAGCCGUCGGCCUCAACUCUCAAACCGGCAUCAUCUUCACUCUCCUGGGAGCGAGUGAGCACGACGAAGAGAAGAAGGUCAAGAAAAGUAAAAAACAAGGACCCCCCGAAAAUCGCAACAAAGCCAAGACGCAGGAUGGCAUCGCCCUGGAGAUCCAGCCCCUGAAGAGCGAGGAGGCCGCCGAGUCGGAGGAGAAGGAGGAGGUCAAACCUGUGAAGAAGGUCAACGUGACCAAGAAGGAGAAGUCGGUGCUGCAGGGAAAACUGACCAAACUGGCUGUGCAGAUCGGGAAGGCUGGUCUGAUCAUGUCGGCUCUGACCGUCAUCAUCCUCAUCCUCUUCUUCGUGAUCGACACCUUUGCGAUCCAGGGUCGCACCUGGUUGUCCGAGUGCAUCCCCAUCUACAUCCAGUACUUUGUCAAGUUCUUCAUUAUUGGUGUGACAGUGCUGGUGGUGGCCGUCCCCGAGGGGCUGCCGCUUGCUGUCACCAUCUCUCUGGCCUACUCUGUCAAGAAAAUGAUGAAGGACAACAACCUGGUGCGUCACUUGGAUGCCUGCGAAACCAUGGGCAACGCCACGGCCAUCUGCUCAGACAAGACGGGCACGCUGACCAUGAACCGGAUGACCGUGGUGCAGGCGUACAUCGGGGACACGCACUACAGAACCGUCCCCGAACCGGACGCCAUCAAACCAGAGACUCUGGAAACGUUGGUCAACAGCAUCUCCAUCAACUCAGCGUACACAACCAAGAUCCUGCCUCCAGAGAAAGAGGGCGGGCUUCCGCGCCACGUGGGCAACAAGACCGAGUGCGCUCUGCUGGGCCUGGUGCUGGAACUGAAGAGGGACUAUCAGCCAAUCAGAGAGGAGAUCCCCGAAGAGAAGCUCUACAAGGUCUACACCUUCAACUCCUCCCGCAAGUCCAUGAGCACGGUGCUGAAGAACGCCGACGGAGGCUACCGCAUGUACAGCAAAGGAGCGUCCGAGAUCGUCCUGAGGAAAUGCUCUCGUAUCCUGGACACCCAGGGACAACCUCGCAACUUCAAGCCCAAGGACCGCGACGAGAUGGUGCGCAAGGUGAUCGAGCCGAUGGCGUGCGAAGGGCUGAGGACCAUCUGCGUGGCCUUCAGAGACUUCCCAGCCGAGGGUGGAGAGCCCAACUGGGAGGUGGAGAACGACAUCCUGAACGAGCUCACCUGCAUCGCGGUGGUCGGCAUCGAGGAUCCCGUCCGACACGAGGUUCCUGAGGCUAUUGCGAAGUGUCAGCGCGCAGGCAUCACUGUACGCAUGGUUACCGGAGAUAACAUCAACACCGCACGUGCUAUUGCUACCAAGUGUGGCAUCCUGCUGCCUGGGGAGGACUUCCUGUGUAUGGAGGGGAAGGAGUUCAACCAGCAGAUCAGAAAUGACCAAGGAGAGGUGGAACAAGAGCGUCUGGACAAAGUUUGGCCCAAACUCCGUGUCUUGGCUCGUUCUUCACCCACAGACAAACACACUCUGGUUAAAGGAAUCAUCGACAGCACGGUGCUGGAGACCCGGCAGGUCGUGGCCGUGACGGGAGACGGCACCAACGACGGCCCCGCCCUCAAGAAGGCUGAUGUUGGCUUUGCCAUGGGAAUCGCUGGCACAGACGUGGCGAAGGAGGCGUCCGACAUCAUCCUGACCGACGACAACUUCACCAGCAUCGUGAAGGCCGUGAUGUGGGGGAGGAACGUCUACGACAGCAUCUCCAAGUUCCUGCAGUUCCAGCUGACCGUCAACGUGGUGGCUGUGAUCGUGGCGUUCACCGGUGCCUGCAUCACACAGGAUUCUCCUCUGAAGGCCGUGCAGAUGCUGUGGGUGAACCUCAUCAUGGACACUCUGGCGUCUCUGGCUCUAGCCACCGAACCCCCCACCGAGUCUCUGCUGCUGCGCAAACCUUACGGCCGCAACAAGCCUCUCAUCUCCCGGACCAUGAUGAAGAACAUUCUGGGCCACGCCGUGUACCAGCUCGUCAUCAUCUUCACUCUGCUCUUCGCUGGUGAGAAGAUUUUCGACAUCGACAGCGGCCGCAACACUCCCCUGCACUCACCGCCGUCCGAGCACUACACCAUCGUGUUCAACGUGUUCGUCAUGAUGCAGCUGUUCAAUGAAAUCAACGCCAGGAAGAUCCACGGAGAGAGGAACGUGUUCGAAGGCAUCUACAAGAAUCCCAUCUUCUGCAGCGUGGUCCUGGGGACCUUCGUCCUGCAGAUCGUCAUCGUCCAGUUCGGGGGGAAGCCGUUCUCCUGCACAGCUCUGACCAUCGACCUGUGGCUGUGGUGCGUCUUCAUCGGAGUGGGAGAGCUGCUGUGGGGUCAGCUGAUCUCGGCGAUCCCCACCCACCACCUGAAGUUCCUGAUGGAGGCCGGUCACGGCACCACGAAGGAGGAGAUGCACCCGGAGGAGCUGCAGGAGAACGACGACGAGAUCGACCACGCCGAGAUGGAGCUGAGGAGAGGCCAGAUCCUCUGGUUCAGAGGUCUGAACCGCAUCCAGACCCAGAUUAAGGUGGUGAACGCGUUCCGCAGCUCCCUGCGGCUGGAGAGCCCAGAGUCCCGUAGCUCCAUCCACAGCUUCAUGGCCCACCCCGAGUUCGUGCCCCUGUCCGAGGAGGAGGCGCGCUGCCCCCCCAUCGAGGAGAGCGGCGACGAGAUCGAGUCCCUUCCCAGCGCCUCCUCUGGGGCGACGGGAGGAGGAGGAGAGCCGCCCAGCGCCCUCCCCCCCCGCAGCCACGAGCCAUCCAUCUGAGCUCCUCCUCCUCCUCCUCCCACCUCCUCCCUCCUCUUCAUCAGCAUCACGUGUCAUCCCACCAACUGAACUGUCGCUCUGAGGAGGGAAGUCAUCGCUCCGCUCAUUCCGUCAUUCUGCACGCGCACACGCUUC
Molecule: messenger RNA, 4312 nt
Organism: Limanda limanda (common dab)
Lineage: Eukaryota; Metazoa; Chordata; Actinopteri; Pleuronectiformes; Pleuronectidae
Product: plasma membrane calcium-transporting ATPase 1-like
Exons: 21
Coding region: 596-4177 (1193 amino acids)
Biological process (GO): regulation of cytosolic calcium ion concentration; calcium ion transmembrane transport
Cellular component (GO): membrane; intracellular membrane-bounded organelle
Molecular function (GO): ATP binding; ATP hydrolysis activity; P-type calcium transporter activity
Source: RefSeq, a predicted model, not a curated record